Impatiens glandulifera is the source of this 1596-nucleotide messenger RNA. RefSeq names its product UDP-glycosyltransferase 86A1-like. Gene Ontology annotation, molecular function: UDP-glycosyltransferase activity. The record is from RefSeq and is a predicted model, not a curated record. The coding region runs from base 58 to 1491 and encodes 477 amino acids. The transcript has 2 exons. NCBI's taxonomy places the organism in Eukaryota, Viridiplantae, Streptophyta, Magnoliopsida, Ericales, Balsaminaceae.
UCAAUCAGUCACACUUUGUAAUCCAGUCUCAAAGGUCUGAUUUUUGUUUCCAAAAAAAUGGAGGAGAAGAAGAAGAUCCAUGCCAUAAUGAUCCCAUAUCCUCUCCAAGGUCAUGUUAUCCCCUUUGUAAACCUAGCCAUAAAACUAGCCUCCACUUACUCCUUCACCAUCACUUUCGUCAACACCCAAUCCGUCCACCGCCAGAUUUCCAACAGCUCCGGCUCUGAUUCCGACAUCUUUGCUGAAGCCAGGGGAUCCGGGCUUGAUAUCCGUUACAGGACUGUUAGCGACGGUUUUCCUGUGGGAUUUGACAGAUCUCUGAAUCACGACCAGUUCAUGGAGGGAGUUCUGCAUGUUUUUUCAGCCCAUGUUGAUGAGGUGGUAGGAGAAAUUGUGGGUUCUUCGGAGAAGGUGGAUUGCUUGAUAGCUGAUACCUUCUUCGUGUGGGCUUCCAUGGUAGCAGAGAAAUAUGAACUUGUCAAUGUUUCUUUCUGGACGGAGCCGGCUUUGGUUCUUACAUUGUAUUAUCACUUGGAGUUGUUGAAGAAAAAUGGUCACUUUGCAUCAUCCGUCGAUAAUCUUCGUGAUGAUACAAUUGAUUACAUUCCCGGAGUUCAAGCCAUUGAUCCAACUGAUCUCAUGUCUUACUUAAAAUCAACUGAUAUAUGGUCGGUUGUUCAUAGAAUCAUCUAUAAAGCCUUCACCGACGUAAAGAAAGCGAAUUUUAUCAUUUGCAACACGAUUCAGGAGUUGGAACCAAAUACGAUAUCCACCCUCCAUACAAAACAACCCACUUAUGCCAUUGGACCAAUUUUCCCUCACGGGUUCACCAAGGGUCCAGUGGCUACAAACAUGUGGGCAGAGUCAGAUUGCACCCAAUGGCUUAAUUCCAAAAGCCAAGGCUCCAUUUUGUACAUAUCUUUUGGUAGUUAUGCUCACACCUCUAGGCAUGACAUUAUGGAGAUUGCCCAUGGUCUUUUGCUUAGUGGAGUGAACUUCAUUUGGGUUCUUAGACCGGAUAUUGUGAGUUCAAAUGACACUGAUUACUUGCCUGAAAACUUCGAGGAAAAUGUUAGAGGUCGUGGAUUAAUUGUGCCAUGGUGCAACCAAAUUGAUGUGAUUUCCAAUCCAUCUAUUGGUGGUUUCUUGACGCAUUGUGGAUGGAAUUCGAUAUUGGAGAGUAUUUGGUGUGUUGUUCCCUUGAUUUGUUAUCCAUUGUUGACCGAUCAAUUUACAAAUAGGAAAUUAGUCGUGGAUGAUUGGAAAAUCGGAAUAAACUUGUGUGACAAUGGUUUGGUUACGAGAAAAGAAGUAGCCGAUAAAAUCGAUGCUCUCAUGAAUGGAAAAGCAUCCGAGGAGUUAAGGAAUGAAAUCAAGAAAACUAAAAUAAUUUUGGAGGAUGCUUUAGCUACUAAUGGUUCUUCAGAAAGAAACAUGAGAGAUUUUAUUGAAGACUUGAAUGUGAAGGUAGAACAUAUUCAACACAAAUAAUGAAAUUUAGAGAAUUGCUAUUUUUCAAUGUAUUUGCUUUCAUAUUUAGUUGUUGAAUGAAUAUUUUUUUUUAGUACUGUAUAAUAUUCAUUGGAUUUUAGUUUU